GGUACACCUGCACACACGCGCGCACACACACACGCACAGGAAUGAGAUGCGGAGUGUUGCUAUGAAUAAGGUGGAUAUAUAUGAAGGACAGCACAGCGGAGACAAGUGGAAUGGAGGAGGGGGAGUCACACACGUUGGGACAAGAACAUGACUUAAAGAUGAGCUGCCCUCAGCCUGAGUUAGAGGAGGACUGUCCUCCACCAGAGGAAUUGGAGUGUAAAAUCUGUUACCAACGCUACAAUGCCCACAACCGCAAACCUAAGAUCCUGGACUGCCUGCACCGGGUCUGUGUCCGCUGCCUUGUUAAGAUCCUGGACAUUGCUGACGGUGCAGGCUGCAUCCCCUGCCCUUUUUGCCGACACCAAACGAAGAUCACAGACUUUCAGGUGUCAGCCCUCCCUGACGAUGCUAACAUCAUGUCCCACUUGGCAAUGCGGGACAAAUCCUGGAGCUCAAACCUAAACAGGGAGGUAGUCCUGACUCCAAAGAGUUUCUCCUCAUCCAGCCCAUCUCAUGAAUCCUCCAACUGUCUGGUCAUCACCAUUAUGGAAGUGCAGAGGAACUCACAACUCUCCCCAAGCCGCAGCGGCAGCUCUGACAUUUACGCCGAGCAGAGCCUGGACUCAUUAUCGAUGGGCUCCAAUGGGCCAGUUGAUCAGGACGCCCUGUCCAAAUUCUGUAACCAUGUCCCACGCAUCCUGGUCUGGCUGCUGGGAUUCUUAUACUUUGGCUCACUUCCUUUAGGAAUCUACUUGUUAGUGAUCCAGAGAGUGACUCUGGGAAUUGUAUGCGUUAGCAUGGUGCCAUCAAGCUUGACAGUUUGCCUGGUCUAUGGAUUCUGCCAGUGUCUGUGUCAGGGUAUGUGUGACUGUUCUACCAGGGGCUGAUAUGACGCUACUAAACUGGAUGAGGUCAGCUGCAGAAAACAUGUAUUUGGUCUGUUAAGUAGAUGGAUAUGAGGCUCAAAAGUGAAAGGUGAUGUCCUCUCCUGGCUGGCUGACUACUAGACAGUUAUCUUCACGCAAUGUGCCGGUCAGAAAACCUAAGGACGCCAUCUCCAGUGAUGGUCUAUGCUUUAAGGGUGACUAAUGAAACUAAGAAACCAGUUUGGCCAGAACCACUGACAAGCUCUGUUAGUGGGAGCAGCGCCUUUUAUCUACAUUUCUGUGCUGUAUUUCUGUGACCCGAUUUGUUCUGUGUUGUGUGUCAGCCCUAGUCUAGCAUAGGAUUUGAGAGUAGACCUUUGAUGUUUAACUUAUACAUUAAUAACACUGAUAAAGUCCUGGACCCUCAUUUAUCAACAAUGUAUACCAACAAUACAGCUGAUUCAGCUCUAAACGUGAAAACACAGAGCACCUUGUGGGGGAAAAGGAGCACUACACACCAAAAGGUACAGGUAUUCAUAUCAUGGGCCACAUAAGCAAACUUUUAAGAAGAACUCAUUUGUAUUUGUAUAGUCUACAUCAAAGGUCCGGUUGUAACCUUGGUUUUCUAAGGAUACAAUUAAAUCAAUUAACCAUUGCAGUAUUUACUGUAUCACUACAUGCUUCCCAAUAUUUUUUCUCUCUGUUAUAUCUACAGAUAAGUCAGAAUGGAAUAGAUGAUACUGGUCCUGCCAUCAGCACCUGAAAGUAUCAUCAAUAACUGAAUAUUUUAUGAAGGCAUUGGCUGAUAGUGUCUGAUAUCAGUCUGUUGAACCUGUUGAUAUUCAGUUUGUUACCAUAUAUUUAUAUCCUGGCUGGCACACUGUGUAAAACAUGAUAUGGAAUACUGCUCUUUCAUGAGUGUGACUCAUGAAUUAGCUUGAGUUUGUGAUAAUAGCUACUUGCCAAUUUCUCUACUGUUAUUGAAUGAUGCAAGGGAUAAUAAAAUUAAAGGUCUCACAUUUGGCUGGAUUUUUCACCAUCCGAAUGUUCCAAAUGAGGAAGAGACUAUAGGGGAGGAUAUAGAAAUAUUUGCAAAGCACAUUUCAAAAUACAAAUGACCACAUUUUCAGUGAUUUGGCUAAAAUACCUUGUGACCUGAUUUACUGUCACAGAUGUUGCUCUGAGUGUGCAGUAUGUCUGAUGAGGAUUUUACUGUCACUUAUUUAAUGUGCCCCUCCCCCACUUUCUUUCUCUCUCUCUCUUUUUGUAUCAAAUACACACAUCCCUUUAGGUUGUUGUGUUUAAUCUAGUCGAUAUGUGUAAUGCAUAAGCUAAAUUAAUAUCUCAGGUUUUUUGAUACUCUUUAAUGUUUGGCAACAGUCUUCAGUUUCUUUUUGGGUUGAAUGUAGUAAGGCUGCUUGGCUGAAUUUAUUUAAUUUGGUACAGGCUGUAAAAAGCUAAUUUGACUAAAAGUUACUUUUUAUGGCAAUGAGUGGAUUUGUUAUUUUGUGGCACCUCAAGGUUGUGUCCAUUAUUAACAUUCCUCUCAAAAACUGUUCUUGCUGUACACUGAGGACAUUUGGGUUUAAGAUCAAAAGAUCAACAAAAGAAUUCAGAAUUUAAUCUUUUAUUCACUGGUAUUUACACCUAGAUGUUUGAACAAAAUAGGACAAAUCUUUUUGUUGGAACCCACCUAUUUGUCAGAAUAGAUGGAGAACACAAAGUACAAAAAAAAGAAAGAAACUACAUCAAACAUUGAACAGGUUGGCCAUGGGCAACAACAGUUGUUAAGGACAGAAAAAUUGUGAGAGCUAUGAUGAAGACCCCAUAACAACAGUCAGUGACCACAACCUACCUCCACAGGGCAGGGCUGGAGGCAUCACAAUCGAAAACCCAGAAGUAACCAUGUUUG
Scophthalmus maximus (turbot) is the source of this 2778-nucleotide messenger RNA. RefSeq lists its product as uncharacterized. Bases 81 to 887 code for a protein of 268 amino acids. The record is from RefSeq and is a predicted model, not a curated record. The transcript is spliced from 2 exons. NCBI's taxonomy places the organism in Eukaryota, Metazoa, Chordata, Actinopteri, Pleuronectiformes, Scophthalmidae.